AGUUUCCGGUGGUCGCCCUUUGACCUGUCGAAGUCAGCUGUGUGUCCUGCGUUGAUGGUGAAGAUGGCAGGGGACUCCUCCUAUACCAUAGUGGAAUACUUCGGUGGGGAUGACGGAUACCGCUGCGGUUACUGCAAAAAUGACAAAGGAAACUUCUCUCAUGGGAUGUGGUCUCACACUAUGACUGUUCAAGACUACCAAGACCUGAUCGAUCGAGGAUGGAGGAGGAGUGGGAAGUACGUUUACAAGCCCACACUGAAGAAGACCUGCUGUCCCCAGUACGCCAUCAGAUGUCAUGCGCUGAAAUUCCAGCCUUCCAAAUCCCACAAGAAAGUUCUCAAAAAGAUGAACAAGUUCCUUUCUAAAGGGGAGCUGCCAGAAGGACAGGAGCCUGGUGACCUGAUGGACUCGGCGUGUGAAGAUGCUGGUCCUCGGGGGUCCACGAAGGCCUGUCCUUCAGAGCUGAAGUGUGCCGCAGUGACGGACGUCGGGCAGGACAAAGCCCAGUCUCUCUCCGUCGCAGAAGUGUCUCCUCCUACAAGCCCUUUAGCAUGCCAGAAGGAUCCCGCUUGUGUCCCGAGUGACAGAAAAGCUCCUAAAGCAGGCAGCGGUGCUGACCCGAGCCAACCUCCAUGUCGGAAGGCUAAAGACCUGAGAAAGGAGCGCCGUCUUCAAAAAGAGCAAACCAGACAACAUGGCGUUUCCCUCACAAAGCCGGCCCCCUCCCUCGCCAUCCAACCCAAAUCGCUCGAGGACUUGGUCAGUGAGUUGUUGCCGGAUGACGCCACUCAUCGGCUGGAGGUGAGGCUAGUGCGCUCCAGCCCCCCUAGCACGCAGUUCAAAGCCUCUUUCAGCGCCUCCUACCAGGUGUACAAACGCUACCAGAUGGCCAUUCACAAGGAUCCUCCUGACAAACCCUCCGAGAGCCAGUUCCAGAGAUUCCUCUGCGAUUCUCCACUAGAGGCAGAGUUUUCUCCGGAUGGUCCUGAGGUGGGAUACGGCUCCUUCCACCAGCAAUACUGGCUUGAUGGGAAAAUUGUGGCUGUGGGAGUGAUUGACAUCUUGCCCACCUGUGUGUCAUCCGUCUACCUGUAUUACCACCCGGACUUUGCUGCUCUGUCUCUGGGCUCCUACUCUGCUCUCAGGGAGAUCGCGUUCACCAGGCAGCUGCAGAAACAGUCCCCAAAGCUGUCCUUCUACUACCUGGGCUUCUACAUCCACUCUUGUCCAAAGAUGCGCUAUAAGGGGCAGUACCGGCCGUCAGACCUCCUCUGCCCUGAAACCUACGCCUGGGUACCGAUAGAAAGAUGCACAGCGCUGCUCGAUGACUCCCGCUACGCCCGCUUCAACCAGGAUCCGGAUGCAGGAGAUAGCCGGGCGCUGAAGGAUGUGGGCAGAGCUCUGGUGCUGCACCGGCGGGCCGUCAUGCCCUACGUGACCUACAGCCGCAAACGCAAAGGCGCCAGCGACGAGAGGGAGGUGCAGCAGUACGCCAGCCUGGUGGGGCAGCAGUGCGCCGAGAGGAUCCUGCUUUACCGCUCCUGAAGGCCGGCCUCCCGCUGAGUCCACGUCUGUCCUUGAAAGUGCUUUCUGCUGCGUCUCCUCAUAGUCUCACCGAGCUGCAGCUCCACAGUCGCAUGCUUUGAUUCAUCCAUUAGUCUGAGAAUCUUUCACCUUUCCUUCUUUUUCCUGAUUUUUCCACGCCCCCCACCCCGUGUUUUCCAUCCUUCAUCCCUGCUUCCGUUCUGAUGCUGGAAAAGAAGAUCUGAUUCAUUUCAGCAGCAUCUCCUGGAAAUCCUCUUCACUUUCCAGAAGAUUCAAAGAAAAAAGAACAUUUGAAUCUGUUUCCUCAUCCCUUUAAGGCAGUGUUGUAUUUGAUGUUUUCAUGUUCCUGCUGUUUUUAAUAAAGAUACUGCACACACCC
This is a messenger RNA of Oryzias latipes (Japanese medaka), 1924 nucleotides long. It is a transcript of the gene ate1, whose product is annotated as arginyltransferase 1. Gene Ontology annotation, biological process: protein arginylation. Gene Ontology annotation, molecular function: arginyl-tRNA--protein transferase activity. The record is from RefSeq and is a predicted model, not a curated record. Gene Ontology annotation, cellular component: cytoplasm. Lineage: Eukaryota; Metazoa; Chordata; Actinopteri; Beloniformes; Adrianichthyidae.